CCGACCUACCUAUCCCAUGCCCGAUCUAUUCAAAUCUUGAUCAGACAAUCUCGCACUGCACGUUCUUUUUCAAUCAUUCUUGUCAACAGCGUAUCGAAUCAAAUAUUCAUAAUGAGGACAAAACAGGCAACAGAGGAGAAGUACAAGGAGCUCCGAAGCAGAAAACCCCGACCAGAGUACCUCCACAUUCUGACAAAAAUCUACUCCCCAAACCCUCCAAGACUUCCGAAGCAGGAACUGCUUUUGAGGUUUUGCCAUAAUGUCCUGCAAGAUCAACACAUAUACGAGAUCGGUGGGAACAAACCACACAUGGGCUUGUUGACGCCUUUUAUCGACAAAUACCCUUCUUUCCAAAGCGCAAUAGAUAUUUAUCUCAACGCCCUCCCGCAGGCGGACCGCUGCCGCAUAAAGCGUCUUGGGCGAGAUUACAUCCAUCUGAAUCAUACAACCUUGAUUAGAACUCGCGGGAGUUGGAGGAAGAUUGAUGAACCUCCCAUCGUGGAUCAUGUGUUCAAAAACUUCUUGAGCUGGAGAAGCAUUCACUGGAAAGACGUUAAGUGGAGCCUGGAUCAGAUAGACGAUUCGUUGGUCGAUGAAGAUGUUAAACCUCUGUCGCCUGAUCAAACAGACGAUUCGCUUACUGCUGAAGAAGAUAGUCCUAGGCUGCCAGGCCAGCCAACUAGUGAGGAAAAGAUGUCUUCUGAGUUGGAAGAUGAGUCUGGUACAAACACAGAUACAUUCAAUGCAGUCCAAACGGAUACACCUCGAGUAAGGAGCGAGCCUCUCAAAGAGAUGAUAGCUGACAGUACACAGGAAUCAAGCUAUAGUGCUUCAAACUCUCAGGCUGCAGAUACGCCCAUUCAAAGCUGUCACAAAGAAGAUAGCAACACACCACACGUAGGAGAUAGCUCAAUGCAAAUUCGAAAAACGUCAAAUAAACCUGGGAUAGACGAUCAGAAUCAAAAGGUUUCUAAAUCGCAAAACCAGAACAACGAUAAGAGCGAUAUUCAAGACAAGACCGCCGCAGGAGAUAAUGAGCUGUCAUUAGCUAAGAGAAAACGGAGUGAGACGAACGAAGGGAUGGGUCCUGACUCCAAGGUUCCGCGGCCUGCAUCGAUACUGAAUCUACAACACAGCCAAGGAUUACUUUCUACCCAGUCAAGAACACAGGAAAUCAGUGGGAUUCGAUCUGACGUGUGGGACCAUCAACCCCUGUCUGUACAGAAAGGAGUCCGAGACCAGAUAGAAGCCAAAGGAUAUUCUACUUCAUUCUUAGACCGCAGCCUCGGGCCGACUAGCACACAGGGACAACUCAAAGAAGCUUCGAUGGGUGAAAUCAUGUCUGUUGUCUACGGAAUACGAGAGGUUGUCGCUGAUCUACCGCAUCGGCCCAUCGUAAGAUAUAGACCGGCAGUAGUUCAAGUGGACGGAAGUGUAGAAAGUGGCGUUCAAGGUCAAGCUGGUGGCCAAAGUUCAGAGACUUCCGGGCUUGAGAUCAGUACGCAAAACUCAUACUCUCCUCAAUUGGAGAGCCGUUUGAACGACAAAAGACCUUUGACACCGUCUGAUGUACAGUCAGCUCCGUCAUCGUCAAGGGAGCUGCUGAAUGGUGAGCUAGGGUCAUCUGGUAAUCCUACGCUGACAUCUGCCCCUCAAGAUGGAAGCUCCCUCAAUAAUCCACUGGUAAUAGAUGACAAAGAAGAUACAAGCUCAUCACGACUAUAUCUACCUAGACCUCUAAGGGACCCUUCAGCAGGCGAACGGACAAGACGUAGAAUAGGGUUUCACGGCAAGGCAAAACCUGACAGUACCACCAUGCACCAACAAAUUCCACUAGCAACGGGUUACCAGAACACACCCGUUUCGAAUAACAUACAGACUUUCGGACCAGUAUACUCACAACAGCAACAGACGAUGCUCAACCAGCACCAGUAUCCGUUCUCACCUAAUUAUCCUUUGAUGCAGCAACAGCCGCAGGCACAUCCUUACCACACACAACCGCCUUCUCAGCAUACUGCAUACCCCAACCCAGCAUUUCAGAGUCAGAAUUUCCAGCAGCAGGUGAUAAAUUUCCAGAAUCAUGCUCUGCAACAAUUCUUCCAUGGAAUGACACAGCUUCAGCAGCCCUUUCAGCCUCACCCGUAUUACCAACAACUUGCCACAGCACCAGGAGUGCAGACUGUACCACAGCAAAUGGGAGAUCAGUAUAUCCUACCACAACAGAUGAAUCAUCAGUAUAUGGGACCGCAACAAAUAGGGCCGCAACACAUGGAACAUCAAGAGAUGGCACUUCGAAGGAUGGCAAAAAUAGCACAGCAACAGGCAGCACAGCAACAGAUGGGACAGCUGCACGGACUAGUCCAAGCUCCACAUCCUCAGAUGAUUCGACCUCCUCACCAGCACUUUAGGCAAAACCCGCCUGGCCACCACAAUGUCAGAAUGCCCCGUGAACUUUGGCGCAGUCGCAGAUCCCCAAGCAAAUCUCCCAGAAAACGGAAGUCAUCACGGCUAGUUUUACCUUGACCACUAGACUUGCAUCAUACAUGCCAAGAGAUAAACCAGGGGGCUAAAAUAACACUGUUACAGAGCCAGUACUCGAGGCGCUCAUUUUUAUUCAUCCAAUGCUCAAUUUCAUUGUUGGUGAUCAACAUCGUGUAGUGCGUGGGCUAAUUACAGAUCAAGGCUCAAUUGAAAUUUGUAGAUCCUGCUUCUUGUUCUUAUAGAAUGAAAUCCGAAUUCAUACUACACCAAGUGGGUCAUGGGCCAUUGCGCUGAUUCAAUAAAAACCUAAAAGGAGAAGGGCAUGUUUUGCCGCAUCACGGAAGCGGCCAAUUCUGAAUUUAAAACCUCGCAACCGUCGAGAAAUCCUCAUCACUAUCAAUUGACCGUUCACUGAUUGUCGAUGUACCUCUCAUUACUUAC
Messenger RNA from Cadophora gregata, 2922 nucleotides. RefSeq lists its product as uncharacterized. The transcript is spliced from 3 exons. Bases 112 to 2523 code for a protein of 803 amino acids. The record is from RefSeq and is a predicted model, not a curated record. Lineage: Eukaryota; Fungi; Ascomycota; Leotiomycetes; Helotiales; Ploettnerulaceae.